Eimeria acervulina is the source of this 1380-nucleotide messenger RNA. Its product is annotated as mitochondrial-processing peptidase beta subunit, putative. The annotation marks the transcript as partial. The record is from RefSeq and is a predicted model, not a curated record. The transcript is spliced from 7 exons. Gene Ontology annotation, cellular component: mitochondrion. Gene Ontology annotation, biological process: proteolysis. Gene Ontology annotation, molecular function: metalloendopeptidase activity; metal ion binding. Lineage: Eukaryota; Apicomplexa; Conoidasida; Eucoccidiorida; Eimeriidae.
AUGUACGCCGCCACAGCUGCAGCAGCCCGUCGCGUCGGGAGGAGUAUCCCCUCAGCAGCAGCAGCAGCAGCAGCAGCAGCAGCAGCAGCAGCAGGAGCAGCAGCAGGAACAUCAGCAUCAGGAGCAGCAGGAUUAAGGGGCCUUCGUUUGUUUGCUGCUCCUCUCUGCAGCAGCAACAAGCGCUUCUUCUCUAGUCUUUCUGCUGCAACACAAAGAAAUACAAAUACUACAUCAAUCGGCAACAGAGAUGAGACAGCAGCCAUCGAUAAAUUCACAGGGAUCCCUCAAGGAGCAUUCAAUCAACCUAAAGCAGAAAUAACUACGCUUUCUAACGGUAUUCGCGUUGCUUCAAUUAAACUGCCCUUUGCACGUUCGAUUACUGUCGGUGUUUGGAUUGACAGCGGCAGCAGAUUUGAUAAAAAGAAUACAAAUGGUGCUGCUCAUUUUCUUGAACAUAUGGUCUUCAAGGGGACAAAGAGAAGAAGCAGAGUGCAGCUAGAAAAAGAAAUAGAAAAUAUGGGUGCGCAUUUAAAUGCAUAUACUUCAAGAGAACAGACAGUAUACUACGCGAAGGGUUUUAAGGACGACUUAGGCCGAUGCUUGGAUAUUUUGUCGGACAUUUUGUUAAAUUCAACAAUUGAUAAAGAGGCAUUAGAAAUUGAAAAAAGAGUUAUUUUGAGAGAAAUGAAAGAAGUAGAAAAACAAACAGAAGAAGUAAUAUUUGAUAGACUUCAUAUGACGGCCUUUCGUGAUAGUCCUUUAGGGUUUACUAUAUUAGGAUCUGAGGAUAAUAUUCAAAAUAUGAGACGAGAAGAUAUAAUAGAUUAUAUUGAAAGAAAUUAUACGGGUAAUAGAAUGGUAGUUGCAGCAACAGGCGACGUUAAUCACAAGGCAUUCGUUGAACAAGUACAAAACUACUUCUCUUCUGUUCCUACAGCUAAACCUCAAACUAUUAAACUUCCUGAAGAAAAACCCUUCUUCUGCGGCUCUGAACUUAUUCAUAGAAAUGAUGACAUGGGUCCUAUCGCCCACGUCGCCGUUGCAUUCGAAGGAGUCCCUUGGAAAUCACCAGAUGUUGUAGCGUUUAUGUUAAUGCAAUCGAUAAUAGGGUGUUAUAGAAAGUACGAUGAAGGUCUUGUGCCCGGGAAGCUGAGCGCUAAUACAACAAUUCGCAACUUAGCAAAUAAAAUGAACACAGGAGCAGCCGAAAUGUUCUCAGCUUUUAAUACUUGUUACAGAGACACAGGGCUCUUUGGUUUCUAUGCUCAAUGCGAUGAAGUUGCAGUUGAGCAUUGCGUUCUUGAUCUUAUGCACGGUAUUACUUCUCUUUCUUAUAGCGUAACUGACGAAGAAGUAGAGCGAGCCAAGGCACAACUUGCA